This is a messenger RNA of Colletotrichum graminicola M1.001, 1467 nucleotides long. Its product is annotated as proline dehydrogenase. The coding region runs from base 1 to 1467 and encodes 488 amino acids. Gene Ontology annotation, cellular component: mitochondrion. The transcript is spliced from 2 exons. NCBI's taxonomy places the organism in Eukaryota, Fungi, Ascomycota, Sordariomycetes, Glomerellales, Glomerellaceae. Gene Ontology annotation, molecular function: FAD binding; proline dehydrogenase activity. The record is from RefSeq and is a predicted model, not a curated record.
AUGAAGGCCCUGGUGGGACUUUUCGCCGGCAAGCGCCCGUGGGGUACCGCGGCGGUCCUCGGAUCGGAGAAGCGUACCUAUGGGAAGCCGACGAAACCAAGGCUUGGUCUCGGAGCCGCCAACUCGCCACAAGCGACGAUAUCAGGAGCUAGCGACAUUCCUCCUUUGACUCACAGCAGCCAGAUUCGGGCACGGAAACCCGUUCAAGGGCACCCCCUUUCGGGUCUGUCGACGGGUACGCUGCUCAGGUCGCUCCUUAUCACCACAAUUUCCUCCCACCGCCUCCUCCUCAUCCCCGCUCUCAAGACAUUGUCCUUUCUCGCCAAGCCGGGACGAACCCUGCUCUUCGACGUCGACCGCAACCCGGUGCUGCACGCGGUCCUGCGCAAGACGUUCUACGACCAGUUCUGCACGGGGGAGACGGCGGCGGAGACGCGGGCGUGCGUGCAGCGACUCAAGGCGCUCGGGUUCCGCGGCGUGAUCCUGACGUACGCGAAGGAGACAGUGUUUGAUCACCUGACGCAGUCGGCGGUCGAGCACGGCAAGGUCUCCGGAGCCUCGGUCGGCGGGUUCGACGCUAACAUCGAGGACUGGAAGAAGGGCACGCUGGAGACUGCUGCGCAAAUCGAGGAGGGUGAUUACCUUGCCAUCAAGUUGACUGGGGCCGGCCGUGCAGUGACCACCGCGUUUGCGGCUAACGAACUGCCGCCACAGCAGAUGCAAGACGCCCUGGAUGAGAUCGCCGCGAGUUGCAAGCAACGAGGCAUUAAGAUCAUCGUCGACGCCGAGUCGACGCACUUUCAGAGGAGCAUCGACCGCGUGACACUAGACCUCAUGCGUCGUUUCAACCGAGAUGGGACCGCUGCUAUAUAUAACACCUACCAAGCCUAUCUGAAGCAUACAUCUGACAACAUCACCAACCACUUGUCUGAGGCCGACAAGGACGGGUUUACCCUGGGACUCAAGCUCGUCAGGGGAGCCUACAUACUCUCAGACAACCGGGCCUUGAUACACGACACCAAGGAGGAUACCGACAACGCGUACAACAGCAUCGCACAAGGUGCACUGAAGAGACAUAUCGGCGAGUUCGGCGGCGAAGGACCCGCUUCCAAGCCCUUUCCGUCGUUGGACCUGCUCCUGGCGAGCCACAACAAGGAAAGCCUCUUCGCCGCGCUGCGGCUGCAUCAGGAACGCGUGCGGAGCGACCUGCCGACGGUGCCGGUCUCUUUCGGGCAGCUCCACGGCAUGUCGGACCAGGUCAGCUUCUCCCUCCUGCAGGCCGAGGGCGAGGGCCUCGAGGGCCCAAGCGUGUUCAAGUGCUCGACGUGGGGCACGAUGGGCGAGUGCCUGGCGUACCUGCUGCGGCGGGCCGUGGAGAACCGGGACGCGGUGCUGCGGACGACGGACGAGCACCGCGCCGUGAAGAGCGAGUGCUGGAGGCGCAUGAGAUCCGUGUUCUCGGUUUAG